CAUAUUAGGGAUUUUGAAUCUCUAGAAGCCCAAAUAGGUAUCCAACUGAUGGGGUGGUAUUUUGGACAAUAUUCCAGGGACAUUCUCGUGUCCGCUCUCAAAUAAGACUGUGCAGUCAGGGUAUCCCUACAAGCGGUCUUGUUCUUCUAAAAGCAUCCCCCUGUAAUGAGGGGUCUGCAGCUCUGGUUUUCGUGGAAAGGUUAUCCACUGGUUUAGCAUUCAAUGAUUAUAUGGCUAGCUAAGUAUAGAAAGGUCGGGGAGGCUUGUGGAAUUCUUAUGCUGUCCCAGAGAAAGAAUGACCUCUAUCCGGGCGCUGGAGGGGAGGCGCAGGUCUCAUCAGCAGCCUCACUGGCCUCUUUAAGACAGGACCUUCUUUCUUUCCCGUCAUAGGAUGGGUCAGAGGGUGACCGCUCUCAGCAUCUCUCAUCGUCUUUCUGUUGCCCUUCCCCUCUGCAGAUCAAAGCUCACCUCGGGAGAACCUCCAGAGGGAAGAAACAGCCAACGGAGCCCCAGCCCUGGUGCCAGGCAGGAAAAGCCAGUAAACAAGUGAUUGACGCACUUUGUAGACAGCUCUGCGUGGGGGGCGGGGGCCGAGGAAGUGUCCCGGAUGGGGGCGGAGCCCCGGCGGGCCUGGCUAAGCCUCAUUGUUCCUCCGGUUCCCAGGGAAUAAGCCCUGUCUAGAGGCAGAGGGAUGAAGAGUUUGGAAUCUCUAAUUACAGAAGCUCAAAAUGUCAAGAUCGCCUCACGUUCAGUGACAGGUCAUGACGCCAGAGACGGAGAACUCAUGCUCUUGUGAAGCUGCCCUUGCUUUGCUAGAUGGGCUUUGGACUGGGAGGCUGCUUGGUCCCCUGCCUUCCACCUGGUCACAGAGGACUCAGUCAAACAAGUGGAACUGGAGACCAUCCUACAUGGAGUAUCUCAGGAAUGGAGACCAUCAUCCUACGUGGCGUAUCUCAGGAAUGGAGACCAUCAUCCUACGUGGCGUAUCUCAGGAAUGGAGACCAUCAUCCUACGUGGAGUAUCUCAGGAAUGGAGACCAUCAUCCUACGUGGAGUAUCUCAGGAAUGGAGACCAUCAUCCUACGUGGAGUAUCUCAGGAAUGGAGACCAUCAUCCUACGUGGAGUAUCUCAGGAAUGGAGACCAUCAUCCUACGUGGAGUAUCUCAGGAAUGGAGACCAUCAUCCUACGUGGCAUAUCUCAGGAAUGGAGAUCAUCAUCCUACGUGGAGUAUCUCGGGAAUGGAGACAAAACACCAUAUAUUCUCACUAAUAAGUGGGAGCUAAUAGAUGGGCACAGGGGGACACAAAGUGAAGUAAAGGACAUGAGAAACCGAGAUUGGAGGAGGAGGGUGUGGGAUAAAAACUCACCUAUUGGGUACAAUGAACACUAUCCAUGUAACAAGAACACUGGCACCCCCUUAAUGAGUAUAUUGAAAUUUAAAAAAGAAAGAAAAAGCAAAAUAAAAAAUACACUAUUAUUAACUAUAGUCACAGCAUUGUACAAUAAAUCUCUUGAACUUAAAAACAAAACAAAAAACCCCACUAAGAUGAUACUAGUAAAGCAUAACGUGCAAGGGCAAGAAGGGUGGAGCUGGCUGGGCGCCUGUGCUCAGUGGUUAUGGCGCCAGCCACAUACACUGGGGCUGGCGGGUUUGAACCUGGCCAGGGCCUGCUAAACAACAAUGACAACAACAACAACAAAAAUAGCUGGGCAUUGUGGCAGACGCGUAUAGUCCUAGCUACUUGGGAGGCUGAGGCAAGAGAAUCGCUUAAGCCCAAGAGUUUGAGGUUGCUGUGAACUACGAUGCCAUAGCACUCUACAGAGGGCGUCAAAAUGGGUACAGGCGAAACUUACUAAAGGCAGAAUACAAAUGUCUACAUACAAUAACU
Nycticebus coucang (slow loris) is the source of this 1890-nucleotide messenger RNA. RefSeq lists its product as uncharacterized. The transcript is spliced from 3 exons. Bases 762 to 1676 code for a protein of 304 amino acids. NCBI's taxonomy places the organism in Eukaryota, Metazoa, Chordata, Mammalia, Primates, Lorisidae. The record is from RefSeq and is a predicted model, not a curated record.